GUUUUAAUUAUAUCUUCUUGAAUCCCCUUCUGACAUGCAAAACCAAAUAUGAUCAACCACUCUGACCAUAUAGCUAUAUAGUUUGGUUCCUCAAUCCUCAUUUAGAAAUCUAAACCCACUAGAAAAUUGGCUCGAUUCACAUCAGCCUUACAUGUCCCUACUAUAACCCAUCUCAGCGUGACUGACCCAACUCGUCAAUCACCUCUAGUUCAAGAAUUUGUCAUCUUUAAGAUUUGUCCCUUUUUGCCUCUAUGUACUGCUAAUGAAUUUGAAAUUUUAUUAACAGGAAAGGUUGACUGAUGAAGUUGCUGAGAUGACUUGUAAAUUCUCCUCUGCUCAGAUUGAGAAAGUCUCCGGUAGUCCAACUUUGAAACUCCCUCAUUUAUUCAAUCUAACUCCAAAUUCAUCGGGGAAAGGCAACCAAGCACCAAAGCAGCAUCCUGUAGGUAGUCAAACCAAUCAGGAAACUUUGCCAGCCCCAAAAACAGUUUCACCUCCAUUUACAAUUGAUGAAGAUGGUGAAGCACAAGAGACUGAUGAUUAUUAUGCUCACAACAUUCGUCGUUCUGUUCGUGAAGCUGCACUAUCAAGCUCAUCAAGCAACUCAGAAUUGUUGCAGGAAAGAAGCAUUGAUGAUGGUUCUGAACACUUCUUUAUACCUCUAUCAACAACAGAUGCUGCUUCUCAGAAAGAAAUCGACUAUGUUCCUAACUGGAGAAAUCAACAACUGGUUUUCUCCUCACCACCAGAAGAUCAGGCCCCGAUGAACAUGACAGAUCUUUCCUGUAAUGCCAAUAGCCAGCAAAGCUUCAUUCCAGAUAUGUUAAAUAAAUUGAAUGGACUGAAGGAGAACAAAAACCUGGCCAGGCUGUUCCAACCAUCCACUGAAAAAAUACAAAGAACGCAUCCUGAAGCUAACAACACUCUGGAUCAAGUUUUCUCACCUCCAUUGUUACUGGAAUCAUCAUUCUUCCAAGAUGCAUACGAGGACUUGCUUGCACCAUUAUCUGAAACUGAUGCUGCUCUCAUGGAACACUAGAGUUCCAUAUCCACCAUGGUGGUGGUAUUAUAUGCAGCUGAAGAGAAAGGUUAGAUGCUGCAGUCUUGGUCAGAGGGCCAACAUCAUACAUUUGUUUGCGAUGCGAUGGUGACUAACUUAAGCAACUGAAAUAUAAGGGUUUCUAAUUCGAGUUUGAAUCGUGUGAUGUAGUCUAAUUUACAUGCGAUUUCACUGUUGUUGUUGGUUGUUUUGAUGAUGGUGUCAUUUUCUCUACCCGGUGUGUAGCAGCUGUAUUUAUGUUGUAUCUUUUCCGACUUAACAAAAUGUCCUUCUUACCCUUCAAUGGCUUGUUUUGGAUUUGUGGGUCAGAUCUUUGUUAUCGUCAUGGGUAAAUAUUGGUGACAUGUGGACUGCAAGUUAUAAUUCGGUAUUUUGUGAAUCA
Messenger RNA from Musa acuminata subsp. malaccensis (wild Malaysian banana), 1442 nucleotides. Its product is annotated as AUGMIN subunit 6-like. Gene Ontology annotation, molecular function: microtubule binding. The record is from RefSeq and is a predicted model, not a curated record. Gene Ontology annotation, cellular component: HAUS complex; mitotic spindle microtubule. Gene Ontology annotation, biological process: spindle assembly. Lineage: Eukaryota; Viridiplantae; Streptophyta; Magnoliopsida; Zingiberales; Musaceae.